Molecule: messenger RNA, 783 nt
Organism: Lachancea thermotolerans CBS 6340
Lineage: Eukaryota; Fungi; Ascomycota; Saccharomycetes; Saccharomycetales; Saccharomycetaceae
Gene: NAT4
Product: N-terminal L-serine N(alpha)-acetyltransferase NatD
Exons: 1
Coding region: 1-783 (260 amino acids)
Cellular component (GO): nucleus
Molecular function (GO): protein N-terminal-serine acetyltransferase activity; histone H2A acetyltransferase activity; histone H4 acetyltransferase activity
Source: RefSeq, a predicted model, not a curated record
AUGGUGGACUAUCCAGCCAGCGAACUGUUUCCCCACGUGACGCAAUGUUUUCCCUUGGUGUUGACCCUGCCCAACGGCCAGCAACAACUAACCCGCGCGGUGUACGGAAUACCCAGCGACGCGACACAGCACGAAGAGCGCCGUGAACCACGCGCUGCUGGGCCGAAGCCGGAGCCAGGACCGACCCCAGCCUCGGAGUGCGACUCGGUCCCGAGGCCACCCGCGGAUCUGCUCGACCAGCUGCUCUCGCUCGUAACUGCGAACCUCGGUCCCAUGUAUACGCGCCACGCACGGGCGAUUUACGGCGCGGGCCGCCAAUCCUGGCCGGCGCGGAAGAGGGCAGAAAUGGAAACACCAGGGCUCGUGUAUGUUGUUUACAGCGACUCACACAGCCAGCCGCUGGUGUUUAUGUCACUGCUGCUCACAGAUGAGCCAGAACUGGGACAAGAGCUGGCGGCUCGUGUGCUGUAUUUGUUUGAGAUUCACGUUUCUGACAUAAUCCGAGGCCAAGGGCUCGGCACGCACUUGCUGCGCGACUGUCUGGGUGGGACGCUGGCCUCCCUGAGUCGUGCGUCCCCGUCAGUGCUGGGUGCUGAGCUAACGGUCUUCUCUGAAAACCAGCGCGCCCUACGACUGUACCUGGCGUUGGGCAUGCAUGUUGCCGCAUGGUCACCUCAGGAUCGGCGGGCGCAAGUGCGCAGACGCACGCGCGCAAUCGCCUACGACUCGAGUCUGGUCACGAGGCCCGCUUACUACAUACUGUUCUGGCCGGCUGCAAGCUAA